GCGUCAAUGUAUUCCCGAGUCGCCAUCUUAACUUUAUAAGUACUUAUAUCGGUCGAAUUGGAAAAUGCGAAUAAAUGUAACAUAUCGUGGUGCGACACGAGUGUACUGUAAACUUCGCGGGUAUCAAAUAAAAAACCUUGCCGUGCUAUUUACGAAGAUUUUAGCUCGUAUGCUUACAAUAUUAAGGAUUUCACGUGGUCAAUUAGAAUUUUGAUUUAAAAACAAUUUGGGUUACUUACAUUCAUCUCCAGUAUCAACUUUCAUAAUGUCAGAGGAAAAUAAACAUACUUCGGAGGAGACCGAGUCGGAAAUGAAUACAGAAAAUCAGAUCAGAGAACAGUCGAAAAGUGAUACAAGUAUAUUAAACAAUGAAAGCGAACAACCUAUGUUAGAAGAUGAAGAAAUGCCGACGUUUGUUAGUGUAUCAAGUCCUUCGAGACGAGACGAUUCCGAUCCGAGUAACGUAAAACAACAAUGUAGAAUACCUGUAGAAGAAGAUCACAGUCGAAGCCCCUGUCCCAGUGAUGAUCAAGGAGGAGGUAGUAUUUAUGUAUUGUCUUCUGGAGAAGAAAGUAACCAUCCUUAUAAUGAUGAAGAGGAAGAUGAAUACGGAGAUAGCGAUGAAAUGGAUGAAAUGGACCUUGAAAAUGAACAUGAACAUGAACAUGGAAUGUUAGAAGAUGAAGAAGAGGAAGAUGAGGAAGAUGACGAUGAAAGAAACCCUCUGAGAAUGCCCAAUGAGGAUGAUGAGGAUAUUGAUACAGAAUAUGACCAAGAAUAUUUUGAUAGAGUAUCCGAUGACUUUAUUUUAAACAAUAGAUUAAAGCAACAUCAUAAAGAAAGAAGUUUAUCAUUGCAAGAUCUAAGUAUUUCUAAAAAUAAUGUUCAUUCACCGUAUAAUAAAAAAAGGCAUAGUCUAAAUAUUGUUAGGCAAAAUUAUUUUGGUUUCCAACAAAAUCCAGUAAUGUAUUCUAUCAUACAUAAAAAACAGAUGGUGCCAGUUAAAUAUCAACAUGUGGAAAGUAAGGUGAAGCAAUAUAUAAGAGAUAUAAAGGAACAGAAUAAAAGAUCAAUGGAAAAGCGUAUUAAGGAGCAAGAAUUUGUGGAAAAUAAAACUUAUGAGGAGGAUGAAAACAAUGACACUGAGCAAGUGAAUACACCGGUCAUUAAUAAAGUUAUAAAAGAUUAUGCACAAAAGACUAUUAAAGAUUUGCAACGUGAAGAAAUCGAGGGUACUAAUUUAGUUUAUAAUAUAGCACAAAUAGUCAAAAAUAGUAAAAAUAAUAAAACUGAUAACAAAGUAAUUGAAAAUCAAUUUAAACAUAUGCGAAAGGAUUCCGAGUACGUUAAUAUCCAAAAUGAAAAACGGGCACAAAGCAGCGACGAUAAAUUAGAGAAACGAAAUGGUUCAGUGGAUAUUAAUGUGCAUCAAAUUGAAUAUCAAAAUACCUUGGAUAGAAACAUAAAGUUUAAUAACAUGAAUCAAUCUCCUUUAGUUAAUGGUCAUGAACAAACCCCUGCAUUUAUCAACUUGCGUACAGUAACUUAUGAGGAAUACAUGCACGGUAUAACAAAUAGUGAGCAGAAAGACGAAUUAGAUGAACAGAAAGAAAAGGCACACGAGACUGAAGUGUAUAACGAGGCAGAAAUGAUUAAUGAACAAGAAAUCGAUAAUAGUAACACAAGUUGUUCUUUGAAAAUUGAAAGCGUGAAAAGUAUUCGCAUGAGCCAAGACGAGUCGGGUAAUUUAAAUUUUGCAAAAGUGAAUUUAACAGAUGACAUAGUCACGGAAAGUACAGAAAUAAUUCAGUUAAAAACCCAAUUGAGUCAAAAAGAUGCUCAGUUUCAUCAUUUGAAAGAUGCCUAUCAGAAAACAUUGGCAGAGAAUAUAAAGAUGAAACAGGAAUUGGAUGCGCUGAAACAAUCUUUAGCAAAAUAUGAGAAUGAAAAUAAAGCACGUGAAACAAAAGUUGCAUCUGUACAAACUGAAACCGUUGAAAAAUCUGUAUGCAAUCAGGAAACCACGACUACGGGAGAGAUAAACAAAAAAGUAUCCACUAGCAGUGUUGCAUCAACGGCGAGUUCUUCCGAUCAAUGGGCAGAAAGCGCUUACAGUCCAGCGGUAUCAAUUAAACCACCCGAUCUGACGUCGAUUCUUAAUUCUGAUGAUAGCAUAGUACUCACUAAUGCGACUCCAAGAAAAAUAGCACAUCCGUUAUCUCGAACGUUUAUUACCUCGUCUCGAAUUUUACAGACCCUUUCUAAUAUAACGCAAGGCAAAACAAAAACCGAGAGUCCUUUAGUGCAAAAUACUAAAAAAGGUUUGAAUGAAAAUUUAACGGAUCAGCUGGUAAAUUCACAUUACAGUUCUCCAACUCAUACUUCGAGUUCUAAGAAGCGAAAGGCAACAGAAAUGCUUGGUUCUUCUACUUUUACUCAACCCUUCAAAAUACCUCACACGAGUCUAGAAUCAGACAGAAAAAGUAACAUCAAUACGGCUAAUGUCGAAUUUAAAUUUGUUGAGGAGCAUGCAAAAUCUAAAGCAGAACAAGAACAGAAUGCAUCUAUUAAUAAAAAUAUUGAUGGUUCUACGUCUACGGACAGUAAAACAGAAGAAACAGUUGAUAAUGAUAACGGUGUAAAGUGUUUCAUAUACGCGGAGGAUGAGCAUAGUAAAAAUAAAAGUUUCUUAAUUCAAGCAGAAGAACCACUAAAGGAUGGAAUAAAUGAAAAGAAUCGGGUUCAAGAAUGUGGUCCAUACUUACUAGGUAAUCUUGAAGUAAGAAUGUCUGAAAUAAAUGGUACAAUUAGCGUUUGGGGUAAAGAAGUGAAUCGAGAUGAUAUAAACGACAAUGAAGACGACACAGAAGUGUCUAUAACACCAUCCGAAAAGAAAACAUGUAAUUGUUGGCAAAGUACGCCGGAAAUGAGAUUUAAUGAAAGUCCGCUUGUGUGUUCAACGAAUAAAAAAUUGAGAAUUCCAUCUAGAUUCAAUAGAUCUAACUCCAAUAGUUCUCAAUAUCGUCGCAAUUUAUCAUCAAAUGCAAUGGGAACAUCUUCCUUAGGAGACGAUUUGCAUGAUAAAAUACAUACGGAUCAUUCUUUUAAUCUAAACAAUUGUGUUCUUUCUUGUGAAAAAUAUGAUUCUCCAAAAUAUAACGAAGAAUGGCCAAUUUGUAAAGGUGCUUCAAGCUCACAAGAAAAAUUACAUUCCUGUUGUAUACAUCCUCCAGAACUCGUUAACGAAGAACGUCGCUGUGAUUUGCAUCACGAAAAACAAAAAUAUGAUCUUAGUCCUAAACAUCUUAAAAAUAAGUUAUAUAAGGGUAUUAGAAGGAACUCGUAUAAAAAUACUUUUAUACCAGAUUCAAAGAAUCGCUUAAAUGAUAACGUUACGAAUACCAAUAUCGAAACAAACGAGGUAACUUCCAAAUGCCGUACGUGUCAACGUUCCUUUCAGAAUGUAGUGGCUAAUCCAACACACUCAAAAUUCAGUAACAUUGUUAGAAAUUUCUCUUAUUCAUGUAAGUCGUCUUUGGAUAACAUAAGUAACCAUGAAAAUUCCGAGAAACAUACUUGUAGUCAUAGUGUUUCUAACGAUGAUGAAGAAGAUCCUCUUAUACCAUUUAGGCGAUCUAAUGAAACACCCGAGACCAGACAACGAAGACUAAGUGGUAAAAAGGUACGGGGAAUUCUUAUGGACCUCUUAAGAGGAUGUGGAGAUUGUCGUAGUAGCAGCAGUACGAAUUUAAUUAAAAAUGAGCAACAGACGAAAGAAGCACCUUAUACUGUAAAUGGUCCUCCACAAAUUAAAAUCACAUCUCCCUCAAUGGGACCUACAUCUUCAGGUUCUACCCAAUGUAACGAGAGAUGUUGUCACGCAUAUGCGCUGCGGAUCGAAUCACAGCUUGAAGAAUUCCGCACGGAAAUGGAAAGAGUACGAUCACGUUCCGACGCAAUCCUUGAUAUGCUCAAUAUGCUUCACUCUGUGGAUAUGAACUAAUGAAACUUACACAGUGCUUUUUCCUUGUACAGAUCACUUUCUUAAUUUCUUUUUUAAGUCAACAUUCACACUGUCGUCAAUCUUUGUUAUUUUCCUCUUUUAAUUAAUUGCAUAUAGAAAAACACGUAUUCAAUUUAUUAAAAUGAAAAACAGUCGAAUCAAAAGAAAAAGUCACAUCGUUUGUAUUAUAGUGAUUCGAUUUCGUGGCGUUGAUAAAUGUGAUAUUAAAAAAAAAAAAAAAAAAAAAAAAACAA
Messenger RNA from Osmia lignaria (orchard mason bee), 4257 nucleotides. Lineage: Eukaryota; Metazoa; Arthropoda; Insecta; Hymenoptera; Megachilidae. The record is from RefSeq and is a predicted model, not a curated record.